This is a messenger RNA of Chionomys nivalis (European snow vole), 11093 nucleotides long. RefSeq names its product histone deacetylase 9 (gene Hdac9). Bases 4 to 3291 code for a protein of 1095 amino acids. The record is from RefSeq and is a predicted model, not a curated record. Gene Ontology annotation, cellular component: histone deacetylase complex. The transcript is spliced from 26 exons. Lineage: Eukaryota; Metazoa; Chordata; Mammalia; Rodentia; Cricetidae. Gene Ontology annotation, biological process: negative regulation of transcription by RNA polymerase II; chromatin organization. Gene Ontology annotation, molecular function: histone deacetylase activity.
GGCAUGCACCAUCCAGUUUCUAUGGCAACUAAAGUGGCUACUGGGAUUAAAGAUGGAGUGGCCGGACGAGAGCAGCUCUUGGCUCAGCAAAGAAUGCACAGUAUGAUCAGCUCAGUGGAUGUGAAAUCAGAGGUUCCUAUGGGCCUGGAGCCCAUCUCACCUUUAGACCUAAGGACAGACCUCAGGAUGAUGAUGCCCGUGGUGGAUCCUGUCGUCCGUGAGAAGCAGCUGCAGCAGGAGCUGCUUCUCAUCCAACAGCAGCAACAAAUCCAGAAGCAGCUGCUCAUCGCGGAGUUUCAGAAGCAGCAUGAGAACUUGACACGGCAGCAUCAGGCACAGCUGCAGGAGCACAUCAAGUUGCAACAGGAACUUCUAGCCAUAAAACAACAGCAAGAACUCCUAGAAAAGGAGCAGAAGCUGGAGCAGCAGAGGCAAGAACAGGAAGUAGAGAGGCAUCGCAGAGAGCAGCAGCUUCCUCCUCUCAGAGGCAAAGAUAGAGGACGAGAAAGGGCAGUGGCAAGCACAGAGGUAAAGCAGAAGCUUCAAGAAUUCCUGUUGAGUAAAUCAGCAACAAAAGACACUCCAACCAAUGGAAAGAAUCAUUCCGCGAGUCGCCAUCCCAAGCUCUGGUACACGGCCGCUCACCACACCUCACUGGAUCAAAGCUCUCCACCUCUCAGUGGGACAUCUCCAUCGUACAAGUACACGUUACCAGGAGCCCAAGACGCCAAGGACGAUUUCCCCCUGAGAAAAACAGCCUCAGAGCCCAACUUGAAGGUGCGGUCCAGGUUAAAACAGAAAGUGGCAGAGAGGAGAAGCAGCCCCUUACUCAGGCGGAAGGAUGGAAAUGUUGUCACUUCAUUCAAGAAGAGAGUGUUUGAGGUGACAGAAUCCUCAGUCAGUAGCAGCUCUCCAGGGUCUGGCCCCAGUUCACCAAACAAUGGGCCCGCCGGAAAUGUCCCCGAAAAUGAGGCUUCAGUUAUGCCUCCCACGCCUGAGCAGCUGGCUCCGCAGCAACGCAUUCUAAUUCGCGAAGAUUCCAUGAACCUGAUCAGCCUCUACGCCUCGCCCUCCCUGCCCAAUAUCACUCUGGGACUUCCAGCUGUGUCGUCCCCACUCAAUGCUUCUAAUUCACUCAAGGAAAAGCAGAAGUCGGAGACACAGAUCCUCAGGCAAGGCGUCCCUUUGCCUGGCCAGUACAGCGGUGGCAUUGCCGCACCCUCCAGCCAUGCUCAUGUAGCGAUGGAGGGGAAACCCAACAGCAGCCACCAAGCUCUCCUGCAGCACCUACUGUUGAAGGAACAAAUGCGGCAGCAGAAGCUCCUUGUGACUGGUGGAGUUCCCUUACACCCUCAGUCUCCCUUGGCAACGAAAGAAAGAAUUUCACCAGGUAUUAGAGGUACCCACAAACUGCCCCGUCACCGACCCCUGAAUCGAACCCAGUCUGCACCUUUGCCUCAGAGCACGCUGGCUCAGCUGGUCAUUCAGCAGCAACACCAGCAGUUCCUGGAAAAGCAGAAGCAGUACCAGCAGCAGAUCCACAUGAACAAACUGCUCUCGAAAUCUAUUGAACAACUGAAGCAACCAGGCAGCCAUCUUGAAGAAGCGGAGGAGGAGCUUCAGGGGGACCAGGCCAUGGAAGACAGAGCGACCCCUAGCGAGCACAGCACUGGGAGCAGCCGUGCUUGUGUGGAGGACACACUAGGACAAGUUGGGGCUGUGAAGGUCAAGGAGGAGCCAGUGGACAGCGAUGAAGAUGCUCAGAUACAGGAAAUGGAAUGUGGGGAGCAGGCUGCUUAUAUGCAACAGCCUCCCUUGCUGGAGUCCUCACACACACGUGGGCUCUCGGUGCACCAGGCUCGGCUAGCUGCGGUUGGCAUCGAUGGAUCAGAGAAGCAUGGCCUCCUCUCCAGGACCCAUUCCUCCCCCGCAGCCUCUAUGUUACCUCACUCAACAGCAGACUGUCCCCGCCAGCCUGCCUCUACCACUGGGAUUGCCUACGACCCUCUGAUGCUGAAACACCAGUGCAUCUGUGGCAAUUCCACCACCCACCCCGAGCACGCUGGGCGGAUACAGAGCAUCUGGUCACGGCUGCAAGAAACCGGGCUGCUAAAUAAAUGUGAGCGAAUUCAAGGUCGAAAAGCCAGCCUGGAGGAAAUACAGCUUGUUCACUCUGAACAUCACUCGUUGCUGUACGGCACCAGCCCCCUGGACGGGCAGAAGCUGGACUCCCGGACACUCUUAGGUGACGACUCCCGAAAGUUCUUUUCCUCGUUGCCUUGUGGUGGACUUGGGGUGGACAGUGACACCAUUUGGAACGAGCUGUACUCGUCCGGUGCUGCACGCAUGGCUGUUGGCUGUGUCAUUGAGCUGGCUUCCAAAGUGGCCUCAGGAGAGCUGAAGAAUGGGUUUGCUGUUGUGAGGCCCCCAGGCCAUCAUGCUGAAGAGUCUGCUGCCAUGGGGUUCUGCUUUUUUAAUUCAGUUGCAAUUACCGCCAAAUACUUGAGAGACCAACUCAAUAUGAACAAGAUAUUGAUUGUAGAUCUGGACGUUCACCAUGGCAACGGUACACAGCAGGCCUUUUAUGCUGACCCCAGCGUCCUGUACAUUUCUCUCCACCGCUAUGAUGAAGGAAACUUUUUCCCCGGCAGUGGAGCCCCGAAUGAGGUUGGAGUAGGCCUGGGAGAAGGCUUCAACAUCAACAUUGCCUGGACAGGUGGCCUUGACCCCCCCAUGGGAGAUGUUGAGUACCUCGAAGCCUUCAGGACCGUCGUGAUGCCCGUGGCCAAAGAGUUUGAUCCAGACAUGGUCCUGGUGUCUGCAGGAUUUGAUGCGUUGGAAGGCCACACCCCUCCCCUAGGAGGUUACAAAGUGACAGCAAAAUGCUUUGGUCACUUGACAAAGCAGCUGAUGACGUUGGCCGACGGACGUGUGGCCUUGGCUCUAGAGGGAGGCCAUGAUCUGACAGCCAUCUGUGACGCGUCUGAAGCCUGCAUAAACGCCCUUCUAGGAAAUGAGCUCGGGCCCCUUGAGGAAGAUGUCCUCCGCCAGACGCCGAACACAAAUGCUGCCGCUUCCUUACAGAGGAUCACUGAAAUCCAAAGCAAGUACUGGAAGUCGAUCAAGAUGGUGGCUGUUGCGAGGGGCUGUGCUUUGCCUGGUUCUCAGCUGCAAGAGGAGUCGGAGACCGUGUCUGCACUAGCCUCUCUGACAGUCGAUGUGGAACAGCCGUUUGCUCAGGAAGAUGGCAGAACUGCUGGUGAGCCCAUGGAGGAGGAACCAGCCCUGUGAAGUGCCAAGUCUUCCCCGAUAUUUCCUGUGUGUGACAUCAUUGUGUAUCCCCACCCCCAGCCCCAGCACCCUCAGACACGUCUGCUGCUUGGGUGGCACGGUUUGAUGGAACGUAAACACUGGGCAUCAGGUUCUGAACAGCAGCUUCACUUGUUCUUUGGAUGGACUUGAAAGGGCAAUGCAGAUUCCUGAAACUAAACCACUGUGAGUCUAAAGUUACAGUAACCAGGAUUGGAAGAAACUGCUCCCCGCGUGCAUUUAUGCUGGAAAUCCCACUCCCAGACACGGUGUGAGCUAGAAACCUUCAGUGCAGCACUAGUUGAAUACUGUCCGUUUCAGAAGCUAGGACAGCCAUCUUCAUUCCUGACAUCGUCAUCAGUGUUUUAUUGUGUAGUUUACUGUCAAGUAGACUUAAAUUGUUUCUUUUCAGCUAUGAUGGGAAUUACAGACAGAUUGCUGUGGGCUGCAGGGAUUUUCUUCUUUUGUUUUGUUUUGGAUUUUUUUUUUCUGUGUUCUAACACACUUCCAUCCUUCCUGGUAAGAGUUCAAGAUGGAGCUGGGAUGAGGCUUUGUUCUAGUGGGGAAAAAAAUCACAGUGUAUUUGGCAGUCCAAAUGGAACUUGCACACCGUGCCUACCAUGUGCCAUGGGACAGUAUUUUGUGUCCUUUUGUCUGUUUCAAGUUCUCACAGAUUAUGGAUUUGUCUCUUCCACCGCAUGCACCUCCAUCUAGAGGACCACGGCUGUGGCAGUGCAUCUCUGGGCAGAUGUGCAGUCUGUGAAAAGCACAGACCUCAGGCGCUGUGGUUUGCACCACAUCUUUCCAGCACACCUCUCGCCUUUCUCCAUCCGCUGCUUCCUCUAGAGAAAUCACCCACAGCCUCCCCGUCCUCAGGGGAGCUUAGCGUUUGGUUUCUACCGUUUACCUUUCAGGCUAACCCACUUUGUUAUCCGAUUCUGCACACGGCUCAAGCGAUGCCACUGAGUGUUCCAGGUCGUAGGGACGCAUUACUGAGGAUGGCAGUGAUCUGAAGUCCCUGUGGAUGGGCUAAGGUGGGAGCUGUGUCUGCACAUGGAAACUCACCCAGAACUCCACCAUUGCACAGCCUGCCUUUCUAGCAAAGGUUCAAAAUAAAGGACAUUUAUUUCUGAGAUUAAAAACAGCUUACUAAGUAAAAUAGAAGCAAAUUAGUCGCUGCCUCUGAAAAAUGCAUUUCAGUGCAUAACUCAAACACCUAAGACACUGAGGUAGAAUAGCUCACAUAUUUAAUAUCUGACAAUGCUUUUGAACAUUGAUGUUUCUUUUUAUAUAUUUUCCUAACUCAAAGGAUAUAUUAAAGCCAUAAGUGAAGAUUGUCAUGCUUUUAUUCAGAAAUCUGAAAGAAACCUUAAUUAAAACAAGGUUUUAGGGAAGGCCAAGAUCUGAAAGACAUGGAACAAUGUGGUUUUAGUUACGGAGGACUCCAACCUGUAAAUCAAAGAUGAAAGAUCUCACUCACGUAGAAUUACAUAACUCCCCUUUGUUAUACACUCAGGCCACAUUUUUCAUGCAUUUGGUUUUUUUAGGAUUACCAUUUUAAUUUUAAAGACUUUUAUUACAUAUACAAAAAUGGCUCGGUACUUGAUUUAACAUCUUAGAAAUUUGAGAUACCCUUUGAAAUAGGAAAUCUGAAAUGGAAUGUAACUCAGUAUUAGGUAAAAAUGACUUCCAUUGCAUAAGGGUUAAGUCAAUCUAGACUCAUGAUUAUAAUAAAUGUUUUCUAAAUUCCAUUUUCUUGAUGUUUUAGAGAAAUUCCUGCCAAUUAUAUUUGCUAACUACUUUUUUAAUUUUCUUUUUCUUUUCCUUUUUCCCCCCUUGGUAAUUGAGAAAAUUUAUUUAAAGAAAAACAAAGGCUUAAAGGCUUACAAAGAAGACCUCACUUUAAAAGAGGGAAAGUUAUCAUACUUCAAAAAGCUCUGUAAUUGUGAACCUUUAAAACCAACUUCAGAGUUACACGUCCCUGUCACUGCGAAUCUAUACUAGAUGCUGGGUAAUGAGACAAAACAAGGCAGCGCAAGUUUAUUAAUUCACCGAUCUCCCUGCCACCGCAUGGCCUCGGAAGGUGGCUUCUCCACUGCUCUUCCUGCUACCGCAGGGCCUUGGAAGGUGGCUUCUCAGUCUGCUGAAGCCAAGUCACUAGGACAUCUGUGGUAGUUUAGAUUAUUUAAAUACUUAAUAAAGAACUAAUCACACUCUUCCUCCCCGCUGUGUAACAACACACCUAAUUCAUUUAAAUGCAGAUUAUUAGGAUCCCGAGAGCAGACACACCCUGGUGGGGAAUGACACAAGUGAAGGUAGCUUUGUGGGCUGAGAGGUUCUACACCUGAUUGCACGCACCCUUACACGAGGAAGUGUGGCCCCAGAGGGCACCCUUACACGAGGAAGUGUGGCCCCGGAGGGCACCCUUACACGAGGAAGUGUGGCCCCGGAGGGCAGAGAGCACCAGUGUUUCUUCUGAAGCUAACCACACUUUCAGUCCAACUGGUAUAUUUUUCUUCACCUACACUUUAGUUUUUAUUGUUCCCAGUGGUCCCCAAUGAAAGGCUAAUGGAGACACAUUAUGGCUCCUGGGGCUCAUUCUGACCCACCCUUUGAAAGACGACCCCAUGAAUUCCCUCACAGUCCAGCACAACACACACGUUGAAAUAAAAUAAUUUUUGAGAAAUACAUGAGUAAAAAAUACUAAGUUUAAAUAAUAGAAACAAAGCAAAAUAUAAUCAGUUUUGUUUUCUAUAUAAUUGGACGUUUUAUUUUUGACUGCAGUAAGCAACCCUAGUAAGGACUGAGCAGGUAUGAAUAUCAAUGAAAAUUUAGACUAGCAAAUGAAGAAAUAUUAGAAGGGAAAUAUUUUUAAAUAUUUUAUCUAAUUUGUAAUAUCCAGACAGGAGAGAGAACUCGGAUUUUGGAGAUAAUAAAUAUAUUUGUUUAAAAACUCCCACAAGUGACAUUUCUACACACACACAGUGCUAGGAUCAGAAACGGUGCCUUCAGUGUGCACUACGACCCACUAGGGACACUUUCAUUCAUCCAACUGAAAACACAGUGGCCUUGAAAAUGGGGCGUUUCCUCUCUCGAAGAUUUCAAAAACUGUGGGACUAGUCUCUCCCAAUAGGUCAGACCUGUUUUAUUUCUAGAGGUCAAUCGUGAAGCUUUGAGAAUGUACUGAUAUCUUUACGGACUCCACAUGGGAGCUUGUGAGAAUGGUCCUGAGGGUCGGCUGGAGGAGACCGCCUCCCCGCUCAGCACUUUUAAACUCGCUUUAUUUGAUUCUGGCACUUUGCUAUUAAGGCGAUUUAUUAAGAUUUCUUUUUCUUUUUUUAACUAUUUCUCUCUCAAAAUUUUUUGUCUAUGAAUUUCAGUGGAAGCAAGUGUUAAAACUCAGCAGCCUGCCUGGAAAGAAGCCAAAAGUUUGUCUCCUAAGAAAUGAUUCAUUCUGAGCUUGAACUCGCUGCUCCGUCUAAGUGUGACAUUGUCUUUCCUAGUCUUAUCUGUCUCAAUAUUCUCCUCCUGCUUUUGGAAAUGAAAUCAUGUGCUCGCUAAGACACACACACACACACACACACACACACAGAGAGAGAGAGAGAGAGAGAGAGAGAGAGAGAGAGAGAAUGCAAAUGGCACACUUGUAGCCCUACUUCAAUAAAGAUGACAUUUUUACCUCCAAAAGAAACAAAAGGCAAAUUAUCUGAGGUGGAGAAGAAAGGCUUUCCGUUAUCUCAAGGACAGCCAGUGCUGUGGUCACGCUCACCAUCAGCUCUCUGUGUUCAUGUUAUAAAUACCCAAGACUAUAGAAUUGUACAGUCACACAGUACAUAUAUGUUCUAUCUAUAACAUUCCUACCUGGUCUCAUGAUGUAUCUAUCUACAGGAAUGAGUGUGUCCAUUGUUAGUAAGUAUGUUGGAAGUAACACCAUCAGACAAAUCUUAGACCACAAAUCUGAGGCUAGCUGGACUGUAUCUCAAUGAUAAGGUAUUAUAGUGGUUAUAAUUUAUCAACCGUCUUAAGUCUCAAACUAGAAAAGCUAGCAAAUAUAUAAUAUGCUAUAUAGUGCUAAUAUUUCUAACCAAUGAUUUCCUUUCCCCUAACUGUUUCCCUUGCUUCCUUGCCAAUGGCAAAUUGGCAUAUCUACACAAUCAGAGUUUCUGAAUUCUCCCUACCUUAUGUUUCCUAAGCAGAAACAACCCUGCAAAUUUCUCUUCUGAGACCCCACUUGGCAUGUGUGUCUGCAGGCAUUUUAUCUAAACCCAGCCUUAUAGUCUUGAUUGUGUUGUUUACGUAUACCUUAUCGAAAGAUACCUGUCUUAGCUAGCUUUAUCUAAAAGCAUACCAAGCUUUAAUUUAUUCUGUACUUGGGGGCUUGCCACUUCCUUUUAUUAAUGCAGAAUUUUAUUUUUGGUCAAUUAUCGCCCACCAUUUUUGCUACUAUCCAGUUGGGUAAUAUUGGUUAUCAGACAGGGAAGAUUUUUCACACUCCCCAUGCCCUUCAGAAGACACUUACGUGAGGCAAACCAUCAAGUGCACAUGACCACCUUAAGUAAGAAUAGCAAAGGAGAAACUGGAAAACUAUAUAUUUUGGAAAUAAAAAUAUCUGACACGUGAAAUAGAAAAUGGACUCCUUUAAUUUUCUUGUUUGGUCCUUCUGCACGUACAGGCACAAACAAUGCUACGUGUAUGUGGUCAGUUGUCUCCAGGGAUACCGUGGUCAGGUCGCUGGCCCUCUAUAGGACAUGGCAUUUGUAACAAUGACAAAACUGUCACAGGAGUGUCUGGAUUGAGCUCUUUGUUGGUUAACAUUUAGUAGAAAUGGAAUAAUAAAAACCACAAAAGAACGAAAAGUUUUGUACUCUGAAGAGGAAUGUUACUUCCGUGUGUAUGCAAAGGCUAUUUUUAGAAUGGAAAAAGCUCCUUCUCUCUUGCUAAACUGUAAGAUUCUCAGACUCUCUUUGGGUGGCUCUGCCAGUGUAGAUCUUCACAGAAGCUGGGUGAGAUGACAUUGUCCUUUCAGGGAUGACUGGGCUCAGCGAGUGUGCUGUUGCCCUUCAUUGGCAACCCGUGUCAUUCGAGACAAACAACCUGAUGUUGUAAAUCAGCUGGGAAGUCCAGGCAAACAAGUUCAUCACUGUUUUGGUUAAGCGCUAGACGAUGAUUAUUGGAGCGAGUGCAGAUGAUGGGGACUUUGAUUUCUGUCACGCGAAUGUGUCUUUUGUAUUGUGGUCUUGUAUCUGUUACUGUAAUAAGGUCAGUUGCUUGUCCUCUGUGACCAAGUAGUUUUGCCCUUAAUUUUUCGGCUUUCAUCAAAAUCUGUCAUCCGGAACUGCUAAGAAAAGUAUACACAUAGUCAAACAUGAAGUCGUUCUGCCAGUGGUGCGUCCCCACGUGUGCAAGAUAAUUCCCUAAUAAAGGUUCAGCAGCUGAUUACGGCACCAUUGUUGAACACGCUUUCAGAGUGUUCCUUCUCCCUGCUUCCUAGUCUUUUGGAUUUGAAAACACAAUAUUAUUCUCCAAAGGAUUGUUGAUGUUGUUAGUGUCAACACUCCUUAAAAAGAAUAACGAUGCCCAUUUUGUCUUCUGUUUUUUACUGAUUAGAUUUUCCUCUAGUCCUAUGUGAAUAAAAGCUAUUUGAAAUAAAUGUGUCCUCAAGUUUCUACAUCCUAGGUGCCUGCCCUUGGGCUCUGUAUCACAGAUAAUCACAAAUACAUGACAUUUUGUGAUAAACAACUAUAACUAAUUGUGAGAUAUGAUGAUAUACACUAUUCUACCUUUCGGAACUCUGGAAAUUUGAGGCCAGAGAUAUGGCUUGGUAGUUAGGAGCACUGGCUGCUCCUGCAGAGGGCCCAGGUUCAUCUCCCAGGACCAACAUAGCAACUCACAACUAUCUGUAGCUCGAGUUCCAGGGCAUCUGAUACGCUCUUCUUGCCUUUACAGGCCCCUGGCACAAACAUGGUAUAUACCAUACAUGCAGGUAAUACACUCACAAAUAUAAAAUGAAAAUUAAUCCUUUUAAAUUUAAAGAUUGGAUAUGUUUGCUUCCAAGUAUUUCUUUGGAUGAAAUGAAAAUUCACAACAUAAAAAAAAAUUGUAAAUCAAAACAUAGUUACUAGCUGACUUGCUAGUGCAUGCCUGUAGUCCCAGAGCUUUGGAAGCUGAGACAGACAAGACGGUUGCCACAAGUUCAAGGACAACCUGGCUACUUAGUGAGUUUCAAGUCAGCUUGGACUGUAGUGGGAGACCCCGUCUCAAACAAGUUACAGUUACUGGUUUGAUCAUAGUUUGCUUUUGCUUGUCAGGAGAAAGGGCAAUAAGUUCUGCCGAAUGCAUGUUCCUCUACAGAAUGCUAUAGUAGAAUUCUCUUUAUCACAUGACUCUUGUACCACAUAGGCUAUUUACAGAUGAGAAUGAAUAUAAUUCACUCACCAUUGUUAUAGUCAGUAAGAGAUGCCUACAUCUUUCUAGCUUUAAAAAGCCUAUGCUCUUUCCAAAUGUCCUGUACUGCCCAUACAAGAGGACACACUGUGCGUAUUUCAACUAAAAAUCUAUGCCUAACCUCUUGGAUGGGCUGUAUGCUCAGCCUCUGAUAACCUGGGCGGGGGGUUAUUAAAUUGUGGAGUUAAAUGGAUCUGGUCAUCAUGGCUAGAUUAGUAGAGUAUAAAACAAUUAUUUUUCACCGUAUGCCUCAUCGUACUUUAACCAAGACAAGAACUCUAAAUUGUCUUUGGAACACACAUUACAAAUCUUUUGAAAUUUAGGUCAGGACCAACACUUAUUUUUGUAUUUUACAACCCCCUGCAAUAUUUAACAUUCUAAAACAUAACUGUUUCCAAUGGACAGUGGUUUGGGUUCCUUCUGGGAAAGAAUAGGCGUAUUUUGUCUAAGAAAAUGUAAACUUGAGAUGGACUAUGUGAGUCGAGUGGAUUUCAAUGGUAAACACCUUUGUCCUAAUCAGAUUUGUCAAAAAGCAAAUGUUACUUCAUGGUUGUCUGUUUUUUAAGUUUCUAUGGUGAAAGAAACAGCAGAAUGUAAGCGGAAAGAUAAGGCUGGGUGUCUGGUUCGCCUAAGGAGCAAGCGUAGUCUAAAUCUCAAAGCAUGUCUUUCACUUCUCAACACGUUUGUACUUUCAAACCUUGUCAUUCCCUUCAGAACCGUGGUACCAGUGUCCUGGCUGAUCACAAACAAUCCCUCUAUGCGUAUCUUUGUAAUUAUUCUGUAAAAACAGAGAAUUCUCCUGGCGAGUAUCUCAAGAAUAGGGAAGCAAGACUCAGGAAAAGAGACCAAGAAAUGUUCUUUGUAGAAGACAAUAGGAAGUACGAGAACUGAAAAGAGGAGAAAAGAUUUAAAGUUCUCAGUAUGUCUAAAAACGAAGAAACCCCAUUGAACUCCAUAUUGAAAGAGUUUGCAGUGUAAUAAGAUAGAGCAUAAGCCCGCUUAUGUAUCUCCUUUAAUUGUUUUGUAAGAAAUAAGGCUUAAAAUUAAAAUUUAUUAUGUCACACUUCAGCUUUCAUGAUGAGAUUUUCCCUUUCUGUAUCCCCUUAUUUUAUUUUUGUUUGUCUUAUUCUGGGGGAGAAGGGAGAUGGAUGGAAUCAGGGGUCUUGAUGUCAAAGACACAAAGAGUGAAUGAAAAGAAAGUUAAAAAAUAAUCACAAGGGUUAAAAUCUUAAGAUGUGAUCACAGAGAAUCCUUUCAUGACAUAAUAAAAGCAAAUAUGUGGAUAUUUUUAACAUGGUGAUAUUAUGUUUAUGAUUUAUUUCCAAUUCUAAAAUUUUAUA